Tarenaya hassleriana is the source of this 1382-nucleotide messenger RNA. RefSeq names its product SH3 domain-containing protein 3. Gene Ontology annotation, molecular function: protein binding. The coding region runs from base 236 to 1255 and encodes 339 amino acids. NCBI's taxonomy places the organism in Eukaryota, Viridiplantae, Streptophyta, Magnoliopsida, Brassicales, Cleomaceae. The record is from RefSeq and is a predicted model, not a curated record. The transcript is spliced from 11 exons.
UCGAUCAGAUCUGAUAUUUUCCUCAGUCUCUAAACUGGUAAGAUUUCAUCGGAACUCUCCAAUUCCUGGAAAAGCCUGGAAAGUUCUCUCUUUUUAGUUUGAUAAAGUUGGAGAGAGCAAACGACGAUGGAUGCUCUAAGAAAGCAAGCCAGUAAGUUGAGGGAUCAAGUGGCGAAGCAGCAACAGCUUUUCAUGGGGUUUUCAGUCCUUUGAAGUAUUAGGGUUUCUCCACUUGAUGUUCUUGAGAGCUGAAUUAAUGGCUGUGAUAAAGCAAUUUGGUGGGACUGGUUACGAGAGUUCAGAUGUAAUGGUCAUUGAUGAGGUCGAAAUGCAAAGGCAUCAUCAGCUGGAAAAACUCUACAGGUCUACUCGUUCUGCAAAGGAUUUCCAGAGGGAGGUAAUUAAAGCAGCAGAGACAUUUACAGCCAUAGGACUUAAACACAUCGAAGCAGGAACCAAGUUAUCUGAGGAUUGCUGCAAGUAUGGGACCGAUAACAGUCAGAACAUCAACGAGAAUAUUCUGGCCAAGGCUGCAGCCAUAUACGGUGAUGCUCGGAAGCAUGUAGAGAAAGAACAAGAGGACUUCAACAAGCUAUUAUCGUCACAGGUGAUGGAUCCCCUGAGAGCUAUGGUUAUUGGCACUCCUCUCGAAGAUGCCCGUCAUCUAGCCCAACGGUACAGCCGAAUGAGACAGGAGGCAGAGGCACAUGCAGCCGAGGUCGCCAAAAGACAAGCACGUGUGCGAGAAGCUCCAAUCCCAGAAAAUGUAGCAAAGCUCCAAUUAGCAGAAGCAAAGAUGCAAGAAUUAAAAGCAAAUAUGGCAGUUCUUGGUAAAGAAGCUACUGCUGCAUUGGCUGCUGUUGAAGCUCAGCAACACAGACUGACUUUCCAAAGGCUUGUGGCUAUGGUCGAAGGAGAAAAAAAUUAUCACUUGAGAAUUGCCGCCAUACUCAGUGACGUUGAAGCUGAGAUGGUUACCGAGAAACAGAACAAAGAAUCUGCUCCUCCAGCAAUCCCGACAGAGAGCAGCUCAGAGAAAACGGCGUAUUUCAUAGCUGAAGCGUUGCAUCCGUUUACUGCUGCUUCGGAGAAAGAGUUGAGCUUGGAAAAGGGAGAGUACAUUGUGGUCCGAAAGGUGAGCACGACCGGUUGGGCAGAAGGAGAAUGCAAGGGCAGAGCCGGUUGGUUUCCUUUGGCUUAUAUAGAGAAGCGCCAGAGGCUUCCCACCAGCAAUUUGACUAGUGAAGUCUAUUGAUCACUCUUUUUCACUUUCCCAGAAAGCAAUCGUCAAAAAAAAAAAACUUCGUGUUCAUACUACCAUUCUUCUUGUGCAUCACACAUUCAUAACCUUUUUCUUGGAGUUUAUUGAAGAUUUUUCCUUA